Molecule: messenger RNA, 3509 nt
Organism: Mytilus californianus (California mussel)
Lineage: Eukaryota; Metazoa; Mollusca; Bivalvia; Mytilida; Mytilidae
Product: sodium- and chloride-dependent glycine transporter 1-like
Exons: 2
Coding region: 852-2531 (559 amino acids)
Biological process (GO): sodium ion transmembrane transport
Cellular component (GO): membrane
Molecular function (GO): zinc ion binding
Source: RefSeq, a predicted model, not a curated record
GAUAAUAAGAAACAAGUGGACAUUCCAAAAAAGUUGUUGCAAGGUUAUGAAAAUAAGAGACAAGCGCAUUUUACUUCAACACACUGUCAUAAGCUAUGAAAUUAUGUGAAAUUUGGUGAGACUACCAUGAUGAGUUACAGAUCAAGUUUAUGUUUCGUUACGCUAUGCUGAUUUUCAUGUCGUUUCAACACAUCUUGUUAGAUCUGCAGUACAUCCACUUCCUGUUUGCUGAUAGUUUGAAAAUAAUUCACUCAUUGAUCAAGGAAAUUUUUCAUCAAACUAGUAUUGGUCUUGAGAGCUUGAUACUAUCCAUGCAUGUGUGUGUCCACAUGUGUUGUUGAAAUUGCAGAUUUUUCAAUUUUUUGAGACGGGGCCAUUCGUGUCGUUUCGACACAUCUAGUUUCAUCUCGGAUCCCAAAAUGUUUUGUAUUCAUAUAUAGCUGUAUAAAAAAACUCAUUAAAGAUACCAGGCUUUUAAUUUUGUAAGCCAGUAGCGCGUUUCAUCUAAUAACACUCAUCAGUCAAGCUCGAAUAGAAAAAGUUAGAAGGCCAAAUCAAAUACGAAUUUGAAGAGCAUAAGAUGGUAUUUAACAGAGACGAUUCAAAACAACUGUAAUGUCAAAUUACAUUUUGACACCCUAAGUAACAUUUUAAGAGGACGUGUUAAAAUCCCCCAAAUCAAUUAUAUAUUUGACGACAAAACAUUUUUUUUAAGUUGACGAACUUCCUUGUUAUGUGAAUUGUCUGUUACACAGGAAAUUCAUUAUUAAGCAUGUCAAUUUGAUUUUCCUGUCAUAGUACAAACUAUAUACUUUCCGCUUUCAAAAGAUCAUUAAAUUGCUGAAAUACCAAUGGCGUGUAGUGCACAGGUUCCAUUGUGUUGUCAGUUCUGUGAUAACAUUAAUGAAAUUAAAUGGAAAUGUUUUGAUUGCUCUUUGUUACUUUGUGAUAAGUGUAAAAUCAAGCUGCAUUCAAAAGUUUCGUUUGAAAAAGAACACAAUAUCGUCGAUAUACGGAAUGUAAGUCAAAUAAAAGUUUCAUCAAAUGAGAAUUUGGAAAAAUAUCUGACAUUAUCAUGUCAUCUACAUUCGUCUAAAUCCUGUUGUCUGUUUUGUAAAACAUGUGACAAUCUUAUAUGUCCAGUGUGUCUUCUUAAAAACCACAAAGAUCACGCGUUGGAACAAAUUCACGAGGCUUUCCAAAGGAAAAGGACUGCAUUGGAAAAAAUAGUAGAUAAAAUUGAUAAAGAAUGUCUUGGAAUUGUACAGAAGGAACAACAAACUUUCGAUGAACUGUGGUCUAAGCAUCAGCACCAACAACAAAAGACAAAAGAAAACAUACAAGUACAAACAGAAACUUUAACUAGCAAAAUACUAUCUUACAGUUUGAAAAUACUAGAACAACACGACAGCUUCAACAAUGGAUUGAACGGCAUGUUCGAAUCAAAGAAAAAAGUCUUAGAUCAACAUGAACAGGAUUUACUAGACAAAAGAAAUAAGAUUGAAACAAUUCUAAAUUCAACAAAUUUGGCAGAAGUAUUUGAACAUUCGAAAGGUUUAUUUAAAACUCCUGAAAUCACAAAACUAGAUGUAUCAAACGCCAUGUUGGGCUUUCUCGGAGGACAACCUUUGGAUGAGAAUGUACAACAGAUGUUUGGGUCUUUAGUAGAAAUCCGUCCAUUCAAAACUUAUACAACAGACUUGCCAGAUGUCGGAGUAAUAGCAUGGCAUGGUGAUUUCUUAUGGGUUGCGAACAAGGAAAAGAAAAUUCUUCAGAAAAUUAAGCCUGGUCUUAAUUUGGAAAUUGCAUCUUGUACAAAUGACAUAGAAAUUAGUGAUUUUUCUAUUACACAAUCCGGAGAAUUGGUACUAAAGCUUUCAAAAUCGAACAAAUUGAAAAUGUUAUCCCAAAACGGGAAACAAAAGAUACUUCGAGAUUUUUCAUCCAUGAAACCAACGGCUGUCCAUGUUUCUGGAGUUGGUGACGUCAUUGUUGGUGUUAAAGAAAACGGACCAAAUUUUGUUCUUUCUGGAAAUAGUAGGCGACAACUCGUAACUCUGACUCCUAGUGGUAAGAAUAAGAGUACAUUUGAAUAUGAUCAAAAUGACAAAAGGUUGUUCACCUAUGUGUGGAAUAUUACGUCCACUAGUUCAGGAGACAUAUGCGUAAUCGAUCGGCUUUCUGAUGAAUUUGAUGGUAGGUUAGUUAUGCUUGACCACAACGGUCAGCCAAAGUGGGUUUAUCGUGGACAAUCGAAAGACAGAUAUAUAAUUGAUGCAUUCAAGCCUCGUGACAUAAUCGCAGUAGAAGAUGGGAAUAUAAUAGUAACGGAGAGACUAAAUCAUUUCCUUUACGUUUUUUCAUCAUUAGGGCGUCUUCUUGUGCGUAUGGUGACAUCAGGAAUUGAUAUUUACCUUCCACAAUCACUCUGUAUUGACACACUUGGAAAUCUCUGGAUCGGUUGCGGUACUUACAGAUGUGAACCUAAUCAUGCAAAAAUCCAUCGGACCCAACUCUGUCUUCUGAAAUAAUAUUUUACAUUGUCACUUAAAUGUGUAUAAAAUGUAUUUGCUAUUAACAUAACAUCACAACUGCAGAAAAAUAGUUUUCUUGGCCACAACCCUUAAAAUAAGAUGUAAUCAGUUACUGCUUAAGACGAUAUAUAAAAUGACUGAUAUAUUAUAUUAUCUCAAAAACACAUAGAUAUCAAAUUUAUGACAGACAAAAUUUCUCCUGAUAUAACUGUCAUCAGAUAAGCUAAUUUCAGAAUUUUGAAAUAUCCCCCCAAAAAAAAAAGAUUUGAAAAAACAAAUGUAUGAUGAAAUAGUUAUAGAACUGAUAAGAAAUGAGCAACUUAUAGAUAUUAAGCUUUAUUUAAGUGAACAUUUUUGAAAUAAAAAAAAUAAUACUGAACAGAAACGGUUUGUUUCCUCAUACACCGGACUCCGUACAUGAUAAGAGAGCAAAUGUUUCUUUUCUUUCGGGUUUGAUGUCAGACAUUAUCACGAUCAGAAAGAUAUGAUAUUUGUGCUCCAACAAAUCGUCAUGUCGUUAUUGAACUUUGACUGAUAAUAUCUGACCACAUGAAUACACAUAAAUAGAAAUAUGGUGUGUAGGUCAAUAAUAAAGUUAUCCAGCGACAAAAAAAAAGCCAUCUAGAGGGCAACAUACACUCUUCAACAAUAUACAGAUGUCAAAACAAUAUGACAGUGUUUUAAUCGUCUCAUGUAUUUAAAAGAAAACAAAAAGAGCAAUCUGCAAUCAACUCCAAAAUCUCCAAAUAACAAACUACAUAAAUUAAGAUAUGACAUAAGACAAUGAUUACAUAAAUGUAUGUUAAGGAAUACAUGUUCGUCUUGUUAUAUUACUUAUUGAUAGCUAUUUGGUCUAAUCCAAUCGUUGCAAAUUCAACAAUAUAAAAUAAUUGUAAUUACAAAAUUUAUGUAACGGUUCCUAUCUUAUCGAUAUAAUCACUUAUAUAAGUAAUGUAUCUAUAGACCAUUCCUCAU